Molecule: messenger RNA, 1095 nt
Organism: Nanorana parkeri
Lineage: Eukaryota; Metazoa; Chordata; Amphibia; Anura; Dicroglossidae
Gene: TCEANC
Product: transcription elongation factor A N-terminal and central domain containing
Exons: 2
Coding region: 39-1076 (345 amino acids)
Biological process (GO): DNA-templated transcription
Cellular component (GO): nucleus
Source: RefSeq, a predicted model, not a curated record
CAUUGUACUGAACGUGUCCGUUUUGUACAAGGUGAGGAAUGCUGAAUGCAACAGCCAUUAAAGAACUGACAUACAGAUCCUUACAAGUGGAAAGACUUUUAAAAGAGAGAAAAUAUGAAGAGAUUAUGUACCACCUCUCUUACUUUGAAACACUUGAGGUCAGCAUGCAAACCCUUCAACAGACAGACGUCAUCAGGGUUGUGUACAGGGUCCUUAAGAGCUGUUCCCAAGGAGCUAUGAAAAAGAAGGCCAAGUGCUUGCUUUCCAAAUGGAAGCUCUUAUACAAAGAAAGCUGUGCCCAUCCCAAGCAUCUAGAGGAAUACCACGCAGGUGAAAGCAAAGAAAGCUUUGACAAAGAAAUUGUAACAGUGCAGCCAAUCCCAGAAAAUGAGCAAGAAAACGUUCUGGGUAGUGCAAUAGGUCUUCAGUCCUCCGCAGCAACUCAAGAAACGACAGCUGAAAACACUAAUUCAAGCACACAAGCAGCUUGUUGUACAAAGUCUAGUGCGGCCAAUGACGGUCAGAAGAAAAUCAUUGCUGAGGAAUUAAGAGUAAAAUGUAGAGAACUGUUGUUCCAGGCUUUAUCUGAUACUACAGAGUGCCCGGAGAAAACAAAUACAUAUGCAAAAGAGUUAGAGGAAAGCAUCUAUAAUAUGUAUACUGGAAAUGACAAGAAGUACAGAAACUGUGUACGGAGUAAAGUGUCCAAUCUGAGAAAUCCCCAAAAUUCACACCUAAAAAGGCAGAUUUACUCUGGAGCGUUAAGCCCUGGGGCAUUUGCUACAAUGACUGCAAUAGAGAUGGCUAGUGAUGAACUCCAAAAGCUCAGAGCCAGCUAUACACAAACAAGUGUUCAGGAGCAUCAGCUACCUCAAGGUGUUGAUGGCCUCCAGACAGAUAAAAUUAAAUGUAGGAAGUGUGAAAGGUUUAAUUGCACAGUUACCAUGAUUUCAAGAGGAACUCUGUUUCUGCCUGCAUGGGUGCGGGCUGGAGACCCUGAUGAAGAGAUGAUGACAUUUGUCAUUUGUAAUCAAUGUGGAGAAAAAUGGUAUCAUAGUAGGUGGAUCUGUCUAUGAAAUAAUUCUGUCCUAUUCA